This is a messenger RNA of Olea europaea var. sylvestris, 930 nucleotides long. RefSeq lists its product as uncharacterized. Lineage: Eukaryota; Viridiplantae; Streptophyta; Magnoliopsida; Lamiales; Oleaceae. The transcript is spliced from 5 exons. The record is from RefSeq and is a predicted model, not a curated record. Gene Ontology annotation, biological process: regulation of transcription by RNA polymerase II. Gene Ontology annotation, cellular component: NuA4 histone acetyltransferase complex; nucleus. The coding region runs from base 102 to 569 and encodes 155 amino acids.
CAGCCCAUCACUAUUUCUGUGAAAAUCUCAAAUCCCUAGCUUUCAAUUUCGAAAAAUAGAAUCAAAUUUCCCAAAAAUCAUUCCCAAUAUCAAAAUUCUAAAUGCCACAAGUUAAUUCAAAAUCUACGAAUUCAAAAACUGAAAAUUCGAAUAAAUUAAAAAUGAAGCAAAAUGGUAAAGCGAGAAAAAAAGUACUAGACGAAGAUGGCCAGGAAGAACAAGAUCAAGAACAAGAUGGAGUCUCCGUACACUCGCCUUGCAAAAUCCCCAAUUCUUCUUUCCGAAAGGGGAAAUCGGAGGUGGAAUUGGAACUGAGGCUAUUAGAAGCUCUCGAAAUCUAUCCUCCGUCCAAAUUACGAGGAAUACAUAGACACUUUGUGCUUUAUGGUUUAACAGAAUAUUUGCGCAGAAGUUUCAAUCAGCCAUUUAGUGGGGAUGAUAUUCUGAAAUUGCUCGAUCGUUUCUACGACUUGGAAAUGGUGAAACCAGAUGAUGACGACGCUGAAAUCCUGCAUCAAGAGGAAGAUUUUCGCUUGCCACAAAGUUAUUUCAUCAGUGAAGAUUCUUGAAUGAGACUAUUCCACGUACAGUUGCUUGUUUAUGAAGUUGUUCAUAUGUCAUGCUGGUUUUCUUUUCUUUUUUUUUGGUUCUCUAGUAACUUUUCUUAUAAUAUUACUUGUGUUUGUUUUUAUGAGCCGACAAAUCCAUUUUCUAAUAGUGAUGACCCUAAUUUCCCUACCUCCUUUUAUAAAUUGAAUAGAUUAUUUGUAUAGGAUUUGAUAAUACAUGGGUACUUGUUCAUUGUUAGGUGGCAAUGUUUAGUUUGUUUUUCUUCUUGUUCUUUUGCCAAUCUUUUGAAGUAGUAGCAUAUAGCAAUGACCAAAUUUUUUGAACUAUAGAAUAUUACAAGAGAGAAUGAUCUUUGUGAAA